AUUCAUUAGAUGGCUGUCAGGACCUCCAAGUUCCGCCACAUUUACGGAGACCGAAAUGUGAAGUCUUACAAUGGAGUGCCUAUCUCAAAAAAUGCUCAUGAACAGGGUUUCUGUUCUGUAAACCCCAAGUUUGUUGCGGUUGUUGCAGAGCAAAUAGGGGGUGGAGCUUUCUUUGUCUUGAAAACUGACAGAAUUGGAGGGAUUGAUGCUUCUUCUUGUAAAAUCAGCAAACACAACGGAGCUGUUUACGAUAUCAGGUGGAAUCCUUUCAAUGAUAACCUGAUUGGAUCUGCAUGUGACGAUGGACUAGUCCGUCUUUGGAACAUCACUGAUGAGAAAGGAGUGGAAUCAAACCACUCCCCAGUACAGACAAUGAAAGGUCAUGGAAAGCGAGUAGGUGGCCUCAUGUGGCAUCCGUCAGCUGAUAACAUACUGGCGUCAUCCUCCUACGACAAUACCGUCAAGUUGUGGAAUGCAGAAACUGCCCAGAUUGUGUCGGAACUGUCGUCGUUCACAAACCAAAUAACCGACAUGUGCUUCACAACGGACGGUUCUCAAAUAGGAACUACUUGUAAAGACAAGAAACUCCGCGUAUUUGACUCGCAUACUGGCCAGAUUGUCGUCGAAGGGCCGGGACAUGACAACAUGAAGGUGUCUCGACUGAGGAUGCUCAAGGACGGUAAUAUCCUGACUGCUGGUUUCAGUAGCAUGUCCUCUAGAUGUCUGCGCCUUUACGACCCGAGGAACAUGAGCAGUAAGCUGGAAGAGUUACCGAUUGACAGUGCUACUGGCAGCUUGUUUCCACACUACGACCCGGACCUCAACCUCAUGUAUAUAGCUGGCAAGGGAGACGCAAACAUUAAGUUCUACGAGUUGGCGGGAGGAAGUGUGUUCUACCUCAACCAGUACAGUAGCGGCGAUGCACAGAGGGGAAUUGGCAUGAUGCCAAAACGAGGGCUUGACAGCACCAUCAACGAAGUGGCUAGGGCUUACAAACUGAACGUCGGAAAGAAGCUGGUGAACGUGAUCCCUCUGAAAGUGCCCAGACAGAGUAAAACGUUUGCGGAGGAUCUCUACCCUGAUACAGCAGGUUACACACCCGCACUCACUGCGGACCAGUUCAUUGCCGGGGAGAACUCUGCGCCGGCUGUCCUUCCUUUCCUGGAGCUCCAGGCUGCUAACAGCACUUCCAAGGGCUUCUCUGCUUCCAACGCAAGUACAGAGAUCCCCUUACUAGAUACUGCCUGUACUGAGCAAUAUACAAAUGGAAUAGACAACUCAAAAGAGGUUGCCACACUCAAAGCAGAGAUAUCGGCGCUAAAGAACACCGUGAAUGAGAAGAUGACUACAAUCGAGACAAAGACGUCAAGAAUUGAGGAGCUAGAGGAAGAGAACCGGAAACUUGAGGAGCAGCUGAGCUCUGCUAAUGAGGAGAUUGCAGAACUGCAAAGGAACGGAGUAGAAGACGACAACUAAAUUCCAGUUACUUAGUAACUAGACUCUAGUAACUAAGUAACUAGACUCUAG
Molecule: messenger RNA, 1527 nt
Organism: Bolinopsis microptera
Lineage: Eukaryota; Metazoa; Ctenophora; Tentaculata; Lobata; Bolinopsidae
Product: coronin-6-like
Exons: 11
Coding region: 10-1476 (488 amino acids)
Biological process (GO): actin filament organization
Molecular function (GO): actin filament binding
Source: RefSeq, a predicted model, not a curated record